AUGCUCGUUAAUUUAAGGAAGAAGCAUAUAUUAGCUCUAUAUUUCACUAUUUUAAGGCCCUGCAUAACUUUGGCUCAGAAUAUGUCUUCUGGUUGUGUCGAUACCGAUAAGUACUCCAUAGCAUAUGUAACGGUUCCAAAUACUGAUGUUGGGAAAACUAUAGGACAUGGGCUUGUUAAAAAUAAAUUAGCAGCAUGUGUUAAUAUUAUACCACAAAUCACAUCUAUUUAUGAAUGGAAAAAUGAAAUAAAUGAAGAUAAUGAGGCAUUACUAAUGAUUAAAACACGAACAUCGCUUGUGGAUCAGUUAACAGACUUUGUUCGGUCAAAUCAUCCAUAUGAGGUUUGUGAAGUUAUUUCAUUGCCUAUAAAAAAUGGAAACCCUCCCAACAAAAAAAGGAGGGAAAAAAAAGCGCGAAAAAAAAAAAAAAAUUAUUAG
This is a messenger RNA of Pieris macdunnoughi, 438 nucleotides long. The record is from the annotation of a GenBank genome assembly. Lineage: Eukaryota; Metazoa; Arthropoda; Insecta; Lepidoptera; Pieridae.